AAUACCAACAAGAAAAAAUUUUAUAUAAUUGAUAGAAACAAUUUAAUAAGUUUGCAAUGUUCAGAAGAAAUUAUAAAUUUCGAAGCGCACUUUAUACAAAUGUGCAUUUAGUACAUGUUGGAAAUUUUUACAAAAAGCAAGGGAAUACAACAGUGACAGCGCCAUUAAAGAAGUUGAUGUUGUGGAGUUAAGACAUAUGUGUAAGCAUACGCAUAAAAUUCAAGUGACUUAACAAUAUAUCCAAUUAGUGGUAUAUGCGUAUAUAGUUACAGAGUAUUCUAUAUCCACAAAAGGCGACAAUAUCCUUAGUCCAUGAGGUUUUUUUAUUGUUUAGAAUCAUAAUAAACUGAAGACUAACCUUCUGAAAAAACAUGUCUAUGAAUAAUUUAACAAUUGAUGGCGAAUUCCGUUAUGUCGUGCAAUGGUUCAAUGAGUGGAGUGAAUUACAACGUGAUGAUUUCAUACCAAUACUUGUAGAAUAUCUAGCAACGAAAGCAACUAAUGCCACAUUUGAAAUAUCACCAACAGCAUCAGCGAAACGAGACACUAUAGACACUAAUAGCCAUACUAAUACUAAUGGUAUCGCUGAAGAUAUAAAAAACAUACUAAUAAUAAAUGAAAAACCGUUAAGUUUAUUUCAAUGUCGGAUAAAAUUAUUUCGUCAGUGGCAUCCGAAAUGGCCGUUGGAAUUUAAGGGAAAGUUGCAACAAAAAAUCAUAGAAAUCGACGAAAAGGUGGGUGCAAGAAUUGCAUCGGAAUUAAAACGACUUCAGAGUACAACGGCAGCAGCAAGUGCAUGCACGACCAAUGUUAAUGUUAAUGGUAAAUCUAUAACGGUUACUAAUGAACCGUCAAGUGAUGAAAAGAACUCCUUCAGUGAUUCAAUCUUAGAGGUUCUUAGAGAGGGUAAAGAAACAUCGGUUGAUGACAUUGAGAAUGUUAUGUAUAACGCUAACAAACCAAAUGACGACGAUGCUAUUUAUAAUAACGAUAAUAAUAACAAUACGCAGCAAAGGCAAAAGCAGCAAAAGAUAAACGACGUUGAUCUUAGCACAUCACAUGUUGUUACCGAAAAACCAGUUGAACAGGUUAAAAUGCAUAAACAACUCUUUAAUAAAGAAACGGCAUCAACAACAGUAACAGACCAACAGCAGCAAGAAGAACUGCAACAACAAACAAUGUCAGUCGCAGUUACAGUUAACUCAGUUAACUCGAUAGUUACACAAGCAAUUACUACUACUACUACUACUAAUGCUGAAGUUCCUCUAGUGGCAUAAAGCUAAUUAAAGCUCAGAUACAGCACACAACUUCAUAAUCAUCAUCAUUAUUAUGGGCUUUUAGUUUAAAAAAAAAAAAAGAAAUUGAAAUGCAUA
This is a messenger RNA of Glossina fuscipes, 1373 nucleotides long. RefSeq lists its product as uncharacterized. The coding region runs from base 372 to 1277 and encodes 301 amino acids. The transcript has 3 exons. Lineage: Eukaryota; Metazoa; Arthropoda; Insecta; Diptera; Glossinidae. The record is from RefSeq and is a predicted model, not a curated record.